Messenger RNA from Vespula pensylvanica (western yellowjacket), 1639 nucleotides. RefSeq names its product DDB1- and CUL4-associated factor 13. The record is from RefSeq and is a predicted model, not a curated record. Gene Ontology annotation, molecular function: protein binding. The coding region runs from base 170 to 1507 and encodes 445 amino acids. The transcript has 7 exons. Gene Ontology annotation, cellular component: small-subunit processome; nucleolus. NCBI's taxonomy places the organism in Eukaryota, Metazoa, Arthropoda, Insecta, Hymenoptera, Vespidae. Gene Ontology annotation, biological process: maturation of SSU-rRNA from tricistronic rRNA transcript (SSU-rRNA, 5.8S rRNA, LSU-rRNA).
AUAGAGAACGUUUGUCGAUUGUUCCAACAACAAAUAUUUAAUUCGUGUCAUAAUCGUUAGAAGUUUGAACUCUUUCCAUCCGUUAUCCAUACAGAUAUCGAUGUGUACGAUUUUCGUCUAAUAUUAAUAAUUAUAUAUAUUAUUUAUGUGGUAAAUUGUGUUAUUAACAAUGAAGGUGAAGAUUUUAACAAGAAAUCCAGACGAAUAUUUGCGUGAAACCAAACGUGAUAUUCAUAAGCUUCCUAGGAAUUAUGAUCCAUCACUACAUCCCUUUGAAGCAGCGAGAGAAUAUACAAGAGCCUUAAAUGCGGUAAAAUUGGAUAGAAUUUUUGCGAAGCCUUUCAUAGGUAAUUUGGAAGGCCAUAAAGAUGGUAUAUCAGCUAUUUGUAAGCAUCCUAUGCAUUUAUCGGUUCUUCUUAGCGGUGCUUUCGAUGGAGAACUGAAAGUUUGGAAUUUAUCUAAUAGAACAUCCGAAAGAUCUUUCUUAGCUCAUGAUGGUAUACUUCGUGGUAUUACAUUUGUCCCUAGUGGACAGCAUUUCUUAACUAUAGGCGAUGAUAAAACCAUAAAAACAUGGAAAGCUGAAAAGCCAUCGUUUGGUGAAGAAGAAGAACCUGUUAAUACUAUUAUUAGCAAAUCUCAGUUAAUUGGUAUAUCGCACCAUCGAAAAGAUCCAAUUUUUGCGACUUGUGGAGAUACAUGUCAACUUUGGGAAGAGACAAGGAAUGAACCGAUACGUACUUUUAAAUGGGGCGUAGAUAGUUUACACGAUGUUAAAUAUAAUCCCGUAGAAACGAAUUUGUUAGCUGCUUGUUCUAGUGAUCGUAGUAUUAUUUUAUACGAUGCUAGAGAAACAGGUCCAUUACGAAAAAUUGUAAUGAGAUUACAAACUAACAAACUUUCUUGGAAUCCUAUGGAAGCUGUUACUUUCACGUGUGCUAAUGAGGAUUAUAACUUGUAUACUUAUGAUAUACGUACAUUAAAGACACCAGUAAACGUACAUAUGGAUCAUGUAGGCGCUGUAAUAGACAUAGACUAUUCUCCUACUGGUAAAGAAUUUGUUUCUGGUAGUUACGACAAAUCUAUUCGUAUUUACGAAGUUAAUAAAGGACAUUCUCGAGAAGUUUAUCACACGAAACGGAUGCAAAGGCUCACCAACGUGGCUUGGUCUCUUGACAAUAAGUAUAUAAUUAGUGGUAGCGAUGAAAUGAAUCUUCGUGUAUGGAAAGCUAGAGCGUCGGAAAAAUUGGGUGUGCUUAAACCCAGGGAAAGAACAUCUUUGAAUUAUUGUAACGCAUUGAAAGAAAAAUUCGCGGCUCAUCCACAAGUACGUCGUAUCGCUAGGCAUAGACAAGUGCCAAAACAUAUUUAUAAUGCCCAAGCUGAGAUACGAACGAUUCGUGAAAAGAGUAAAAGAAAGGAAGCUAAUAGACGUGCUCAUUCAAAGCAAGGAGCAGUACCAUUUGUAUCGGAAAGGGAAAAGCAUGUUGUACGUCAGGAUGAAUAAGGUAUAUGAUUAUUUUGUGCUACGAUUUGUAGAGUACAUACAGAUAUACACAUAAAUGAUUCUACCUUUGAUUCCAUUUUUAUAAAUAAAUGAUAAUAACGAUUGUUAUAGGAAAUAUACUCAAACUGUCUU